Messenger RNA from Homalodisca vitripennis (glassy-winged sharpshooter), 960 nucleotides. RefSeq lists its product as uncharacterized. The coding region runs from base 1 to 960 and encodes 319 amino acids. The transcript has a single exon. The record is from RefSeq and is a predicted model, not a curated record. Lineage: Eukaryota; Metazoa; Arthropoda; Insecta; Hemiptera; Cicadellidae.
AUGUCCUUGCACCGACUGUAUCAGAUUAAUAGAGUCCAUAAUGCUCGAGGGGUUAUGCUUGACCUUGUAUUCAGCAGUGAUGAGAAGUGUGUCGUCUCUCCUGCCUCUGAUCCUGUCUUGCCUUCUGAAGCUGCUCAUCCUCCUCUUCACAUCGAGGCACCCGUACAAACCUGUGGGUCGGUGUCCAAUGUUGCAAUGAAUUAUAACUUUAUGCGAUGCAACACUCAAGAAGUUUCCAACGAGCUUAGUCUUUGCUGUGGUGAGGUGUUUUAUCAUAUACCUGAUAGUCAUGAUUUUUUCGAUAAGUUUCAAAAGACCAUUCAUGAUAUUGUUUUGAAGCAUACUCCGUUGAAGAGAGGCAGUGUGUGUAGAUUUCCAUCAUGGUUUUCUCCUGAGUUGAGGAGUGCUGUCGUGUGCAAAAAGAUCUUGCACAGAAAAUACAAGGCUACUGGUAACUAUGGGCAUUAUUUAGAAUUCCAGAGGGCCCGACACCAUUGUAAGAAGCUGAGUCACCUUUGCCAUGCAACAUACAUGGAGCGAGUUAACAACUCUAUUCCCCUAAAUAUCAAGGCUUUCUGGAGUUUUGUCAGGAACUUGAAAUCUGAGUCUACCAGAGCAAAGGAAUAUUUCUCGGAUGAUCAACGUGAAUCUAGUCCUGAGGGUAUAUGUAACCUAUUUGCUGAUUAUUUUGCAUCCGUAUAUAGACCUUCGGCUGACCGCAUCCCUCAGUUUGACUUCUCUACCCAGAUCAAUAUGUCGUCUUGUUCGUUUGGGGUUGAGGAUGUGGAGAGAAAACUUUCUUCAUUGGACACUUCCAAGGGAACUGGGCCUGACUUGAUUCCUCCAUCCGUCUUGCGUUUCUGUGCUCCCAUUAUUGCGCCUCAACUUACAGUCAUCUUCAAUAGAUUACUUAAGGAUGGUAUCACGCCUGGGCCCCUUUCUCUUCAAUCUCUAUAUUAA